This is a messenger RNA of Zophobas morio, 661 nucleotides long. RefSeq names its product tRNA-specific adenosine deaminase 2-like. NCBI's taxonomy places the organism in Eukaryota, Metazoa, Arthropoda, Insecta, Coleoptera, Tenebrionidae. Gene Ontology annotation, biological process: tRNA wobble adenosine to inosine editing. The transcript is spliced from 2 exons. Gene Ontology annotation, molecular function: tRNA-specific adenosine-34 deaminase activity. The record is from RefSeq and is a predicted model, not a curated record. Bases 1 to 570 code for a protein of 189 amino acids. Gene Ontology annotation, cellular component: nucleus; cytoplasm.
AUGGAGCUGACGGACACUGAGCAACAAUUCAUGGAGAAAGCAUUUGAAUACGCGUAUGAAGCUCUGGCUGCUAAGGAAGUCCCUGUGGGGUGUAUUUUUGUCUACAAGGACGAAAUUGUGGCGCUGGGGCGAAACACGGUGAACGAGAGUCGGAACGCCACCAGACAUGCUGAAAUUAACUGUAUUGAGCAAGUUACGGACUAUUGUAGAGACAAGGGUUUGGAUUUGGGGGCGGCGUUCCGCCAAGUGUGUGUUUACGUGACUGUAGAACCGUGUAUCAUGUGUAUUAAUGCUUUGUAUGACUUGGGGGUGCACAGUGUCGUUUUUGGUUGUAAAAAUGACAGAUUUGGGGGACAGACUGUUUUUGACGUUGGUAGUGUUAGACAGGCGCCUACUAGGAUUACAGGUGGGUGGAGAGCUGAGGAAGCUAUGAACCUAUUGAAGGAGUUUUACAAGGGGGUUAAUCCCAGUGCGCCCCCUUCUAAGGUUAAAGUUAGGGGGAAAAAGACGACACUAAUAUUUUGGAAGGAAUCUGUGACCAGUACUUCUGGAAAGUCAUCCAGUUGUUGAGCCCGGAAAUCAUAAUAGGGAUAGGACGGUAUGCCGAAAAACGCGCUAUUUUGACCCUAAAGAACAACGACAGUGACGUUAAAGUGCUCAA